CUUUGUUGUAUUUACGUGUUGUGAGGUGCUACAAUGUCGAAGGAAGUGGAAAAGGAUGCCGAACAUCCUUCUGGACCGCUGGCUCAUGGCCGAUUUCCAAGAUUAGUGAUUGUCAUUAUAUUGGCGGAGUUUUGUGAACGUUUCUCUUUUUCUGGAAUGCGAGCAUUCCUGACAUUAUAUUGCCGAAGUAAAUUAGGGUUUACUGAUGAUGGUGCUACGGAAAUGUAUCAUAUAUUCAGCACGCUUAUUUACUUUUUCCCUAUUCUUGGAGGUAUCAUAGCCGACAAUUACCUUGGUAAAUACAGGACUAUAUUGUACUUAAUGUUUGUAUACGCAGCAGGAAACUCGUUAGUUGCUAUUACCGCUAUACCCCAAUUGGGUCUACCAGCAAGGUUAUGCACAAUGAUUGGAUUAUUUAUGAUCACAGUUGGUACUGGAGGAAUAAAACCUUGCGUGGCUGCGUUUGGUGGAGAUCAGUUCAAGUUGCCUCAGCAGGAGAAGCAUUUGGCGGCAUAUUUCAAUAUAUUGUACUUUACGUUAUGUGUGGGAUCGUUGAUUGCUAAGACAGUGUCGCCUAUAUUGCGGUCCGAAAUACAUUGUUUCGGGGAUAAAGAUUGCUAUUCCGUUGCGUUUGGUGCCCCGGGUUUGAUUGUACUCGUGUCUAUAGUGAUAUUCGUGAGCGCGAGGAAUCAUUAUGUAAUGAAGAAACCAGAAGGCAAUAUAGUUCUGGACUUUGUAAAGUGCGUGUCGCUAGGUCUGAAGAACGCACUGUUAAAACGAAACAGGGGCGAAAAGGAUUCCCAUUGGUUGGACAGCACGCAACACGAAUACGACCAAAGGUUCAUCAGGGAUAUUAAGAAAACUUUGAACAUCUUGGUGCUGUUCACUGUACUACCCGUGUUCUGGGCCCUGCUUGAUCAGAUGGGAUCACGUUGGACCCUUCAAGCAACUAAAAUGAACGGAAAGUUUUGGUUCUUCACAGUAAAGCCAGACCAGUUACAAGUCAUCGCGCCGAUUUCAAUCCUCAUUUUGAUUCCUUUAACACAUAAGUACAUAUACCCGUUUUUAGAAAAACGUAACAUACUGAAGAACCCGCUUCAUAAGCUAACUUUAGGCGGAUACCUGGCCGGAAUAGCGUUUAUUGCCUCGGCUUUGGUGGAGAUUUAUUUAAAGACGACGUAUCCCCAACUCCCGCAACCAGGGUUAUCCCAACUGAGAAUAUUCAACGGCAACCCGUGUCCCGUCACUAUAACCGACCAGAACUCAACCCACGUCAUCCCCAUUCUCUCACACUACACUAGAAAGGACUACCAAGUAACCGGCACUAGAAGUGUAAGGUUCCUAGUAAACGGAACGUGUAUAGAAAACAGGAGAAAAACAUUUUUGCUUGAAGAAAAUCGGGCCGCGUCGUUUUUGUUGGAAGGCAAUGCUUUGUAUAGUUUCAAGGAUAAAGUUGAUAAAAGUAAAGCGGGAUUUCCUGUUGUAAGAUUCAUUGUGUCGAGUACUUCCAAUCUGACACUAUUCAACGACAGACGUAAUGAAGUAGAAAUGUUCGUUGAUAGCAAAGUAAUGCCUCAAGUGGAAGUGUUCACGUCCACUUACUCUUUGAGAGAAGGGAAUGAUGUCAUAAAAAGUGGUAUUGAGUUAGAAAUGGGUGGGGUGUAUACUAUUAUGGUGAAGGAGGUCAACGGUGAAUAUAAUGUCAAUGUGAUUGUAAUAACAGAACCAAAUUCAAUAACUAUGGCGUGGUUGUUACCGCAAUUUUUCAUCAUGUCGACCGCAGAGGUGUUAUUCGCCGUGACCGGCAAUGAGUUCGCGUUCAAGGAAUCUCCGGAGAGCAUGAAAGCAGUGAUGACGGCGGUGUGGCUUCUGACCGAGGCUGCUGGCAACGUCAUCAUCAUCGUUAUCACCAGGCUCUUUGCUGACUAUCCACAGGAAACCCAAACAUUCAUUUAUAUGGGAUUGAUGUUUGUGUCAAUCACGAUAUUCCACUUCCUGGCCAAAGGCUAUCGGUUCGAAACGGAGAAGAAAUGCAGAAGUAACAGCGAGGUUCUGUACCUGCAAGUGAAGCAAACUGAAGACUGUUUAGAACAUUAGUGUGCUUAUAAUGACAAGUACUUCGAAUAUUGUUGUGUAUAGUAUUGUAAUGUGUAAGUGUAUAUACAGGUUGUUAGUUAAAAUGACAUCAGAAUGUGAUUUGUCAAAAAAGUGUAAAAAGCACCAACUGUGUGCAACAAUCAGGAAAGUAUUCUAUAGGUGGUCGAUAUAGUUAUACCUACAAUAAUUUGAUAUUUGCAUGCUAAUAAUAAUUAGCAGCAUAGAGACUCAGUAACACUGAUGUAUACCAUAAUAUAAUGGUGACUCUGUAAAUACCUAUCCUAAACGAAUAAAUCAUUUCUGAUUUCUGAUAUUAUCUACGUUGAAAGAACGAUGAUGCAGUGGACACCAUCAUCGUUGGUCUGUAACAGCGUUGCCAGACAUCCCGAUUUUUAAAUCAAAAUUUAAUGUCCCGCACGGGACAGGCUCAGUCCCGCUUUUCGGGAAUAACUCGACCGUGCGUGCAACGUACUGAGAAAGCGCGGACGGAUGGCACAGACAAGCGUGGACUGGCCGCCUGGCCGGCGCGUAAUGAAGGAAAUCAGUGAGCACGUAGUGAGUUGCGUUACGUGCGUAAUUACAAUUAAAAUACAUUUUCUAUGGAUAUUUUUGCUAUCUAUUGUCACGUAAACGUAAUUUGCACUCAAAUUAGAAGAUAAAUAUUCAAAACCUUUUUAUUAUAUACGUUUUUUUUACUAUGUCCCGCUUUCGACAAAGACGUUCCAAAAUCCCGACUUGGCAAAAAAAAUUUGGCAACCUUGGUCAGUAAGCGCCCUUAGACGCAUUUUUUUUGACUGCAUCGUCGACACCAUCAUAGUUGGUAAGCG
This is a messenger RNA of Pectinophora gossypiella (pink bollworm), 2924 nucleotides long. Its product is annotated as peptide transporter family 1-like. Gene Ontology annotation, biological process: transmembrane transport. The transcript has 14 exons. The record is from RefSeq and is a predicted model, not a curated record. Gene Ontology annotation, cellular component: membrane. The coding region runs from base 34 to 2097 and encodes 687 amino acids. Gene Ontology annotation, molecular function: dipeptide transmembrane transporter activity. Lineage: Eukaryota; Metazoa; Arthropoda; Insecta; Lepidoptera; Gelechiidae.